Messenger RNA from Meriones unguiculatus (Mongolian gerbil), 4479 nucleotides. It is a transcript of the gene Kif3c, whose product is annotated as kinesin family member 3C. Lineage: Eukaryota; Metazoa; Chordata; Mammalia; Rodentia; Muridae. Gene Ontology annotation, biological process: mitotic spindle assembly; microtubule-based movement. Bases 861 to 3254 code for a protein of 797 amino acids. The transcript has 8 exons. Gene Ontology annotation, molecular function: microtubule binding; ATP binding; plus-end-directed microtubule motor activity. The record is from RefSeq and is a predicted model, not a curated record. Gene Ontology annotation, cellular component: spindle microtubule; nucleus.
GGGGUGACGGCUAGCGGUGGCUGCGCCGCAGCCGACUGGUGGGCGCGGGACCUGGGUGGGCACCGGAGCCUGUCAUCCCUGAGGGGUCGGCGAGGUGCGGGCGGCGAUGUGCCGCUGUCCCUCGCCCAAGGGCCGCGCCGGGCUCGCGUUCCCCGCCCCGCGGCCCCGCCCCUUGCCCCACCCCAGCCGGGAGACCUAGCCCGGGCCGCAGCGCAGCGGCCGCAGCAACAUCACUCUCGCCGCCGCUGCUCCGCCCCAUUCCCUUCUGUUUUUCUCUCAUCCUCCGGUGGCGGCGGCUGGGAAGGCGGAGGAGAGACAGCAGCAGCCAGCUGUGGCUUCAAUGAAUGAUCCCCCAGCCGGAGGGGAGGACUCCAGGUGAGCCUCUGCCCUCGGGAGGACCGGGAUUCCCCCGGCCGCCCAGGACCCAUAUCCCCCGCCAUGGAUCCCUAGGGGAAGGGGAAAAGGAGGAGGAAAAGACAGCCCUGCUGCCCACCCCCAUCUCAUUUUCCUCUUCCUUUAUCUCUUUGUUGCCGAAGCUGUUUACCAUAGGGCUCCCUCUCGCCCCAGCAUGGGGCGGGUUCCAGGCACUGCCCUUCGGCAGGAGCUGCUUGCGCGGUUGCCUGGGGAUUCUGCCUAAUUCUACCUCUCCAGCCUGUGCACAGAAAGCCGUGGAGAGGUGUGGAGGCCCGGACUGCAGCAGCCUCGGGGCCAACUCCCUGCAUCCCCACCCCGGGAGGCUGCAUGCGGAUUGAAGAGCGGUGCCUGGGGGCAGGGCCAGCCCGGCUGAUCCCGACCUAGGAGUAGGGCAGGAGGACCGCCCAGGCUGCAGAGCGGCCCAUCUGGAAGGACAGAGCUGCAAGAUGGCCAGUAAGACCAAGGCCAGCGAGGCCCUGAAGGUGGUGGCCCGGUGCCGCCCCCUCAGUAGGAAGGAGGAGGCUGCUGGUCAUGAGCAGAUUCUGACCAUGGACGUGAAACUGGGCCAGGUGACUCUGCGAAACCCCCGCGCGGCACCCGGGGAACUGCCCAAGACCUUCACUUUUGAUGCUGUGUAUGAUGCGAGCUCCAAGCAGGCCGACCUGUAUGAUGAAACCGUGAGGCCCCUGAUAGACUCGGUGCUCCAGGGGUUCAACGGCACCGUAUUCGCCUAUGGCCAGACCGGCACGGGCAAGACCUACACCAUGCAGGGGACCUGGGUGGAGCCAGAGCUCCGCGGGGUUAUCCCCAACGCCUUUGAGCACAUCUUCACCCACAUCUCCCGCUCCCAGAACCAGCAGUACCUGGUUCGGGCCUCCUACUUGGAGAUCUACCAGGAGGAGAUACGAGACCUGCUAUCCAAGGAGCCAGGCAAGAGGCUGGAGCUGAAGGAGAAUCCUGAGACCGGGGUCUACAUCAAGGACCUCUCCUCCUUUGUCACCAAGAACGUCAAGGAGAUCGAGCAUGUGAUGAACCUGGGGAACCAGGCCCGGGCCGUGGGCAGCACCCACAUGAAUGAGGUCAGCUCUCGGUCUCAUGCCAUCUUUGUCAUCACGGUGGAGUGCAGUGAGCGUGGCUCCGACGGCCAGGACCAUAUCCGAGUCGGCAAGCUCAACCUGGUAGACCUGGCUGGCAGUGAGAGGCAGAACAAGGCAGGUCCCAACACAGCUGGAGGGUCAGCUGCACAGCCCACAGCUGGUGGUGGCAGCGGAGGCGGCAGUGGCAGUGGUGGCGGCGGCGGCAGCGGGGAGAGGCCUAAGGAAGCCUCUAAAAUCAAUCUCUCGCUGUCUGCCCUGGGCAAUGUGAUUGCUGCUCUGGCCGGCAACAGGAGCACCCACAUCCCCUACCGGGACUCCAAGCUCACCCGGCUGCUCCAGGACUCACUGGGGGGCAAUGCCAAGACCAUCAUGGUGGCCACGCUGGGGCCAGCUUCUCAUAGCUAUGACGAGAGCCUCUCCACCCUCCGCUUUGCAAACCGAGCCAAGAACAUCAAGAACAAACCCCGGGUGAAUGAGGACCCCAAGGACACGCUGCUGAGGGAAUUCCAGGAAGAGAUCGCCCGCUUGAAGGCCCAGCUGGAGAAGAAGGGGAUGCUGGGUAAGCGACCUCGGAGAAAGAGCAGCCGCAGAAAGAAGGCCGUGUCUGCCCCAGCCGGUUACCCAGAGGGGACCGUGAUUGAGGCCUGGGUGGCCGAAGAGGAAGAUGACAACAACAACAAUCACCGCCCACCGCAGCCGAUCCUGGAGUCCGCUUUGGAGAAGAACAUGGAGAAUUACCUGCAGGAACAGAAGGAGCGGCUGGAGGAGGAGAAGGCCGCCAUCCAGGAUGACCGCAGCCUCGUGAGCGAGGAGAAGCAGAAGCUUCUGGAAGAGAAGGAGAAGAUGCUGGAGGAUCUGCGGCGGGAGCAGCAGGCCACAGAGCUGCUUGCGGCCAAGUAUAAGGCCAUGGAAAGCAAGCUACUCAUUGGGGGGAGAAACAUCAUGGAUCACACCAACGAGCAGCAGAAGAUGCUGGAGCUGAAGCGGCAGGAGAUUGCAGAACAGAAACGCCGCGAGCGGGAGAUGCAGCAGGAGAUGCUGCUGCGAGAUGAAGAGACCAUGGAGCUUCGUGGAACCUACUCGUCCCUGCAGCAGGAGGUGGAAGUCAAAACCAAGAAGCUCAAGAAGCUCUACGCCAAGCUACAGGCGGUGAAGGCUGAGAUCCAAGACCAACAUGAGGAGUAUAUCCGCGUGCGGCAGGACCUGGAGGAGGCUCAGAAUGAGCAGACCCGGGAACUCAAGCUCAAGUACCUCAUCAUCGAGAACUUCAUCCCUCCCGAGGAGAAGAACAAGAUCAUGAACCGGCUCUUCCUGGACUGUGAGGAGGAGCAGUGGAAGUUCCAGCCACUGGUGCCAGCUGGAGUGAAUAACAGUCAAAUGAAGAAGAGGCCAACUUCUGCAGUGGGCUAUAAGAGACCUAUCAGCCAGUAUGCUCGGGUUGCCAUGGCAAUGGGGUCCCAUCCUAGAUACAGGGCUGAAAACAUAAUGUUUUUGGAACUGGAUGUGUCCCCACCGGCUAUCUUUGAGAUGGAAUUUUCUCAUGACCAAGAACAAGAUCCACGGGUACUACACAUGGAGAGGCUCAUGAGGUUGGACAGCUUUCUGGAAAGACCUUCCACGUCCAAAGUGCGAAAGUCGAGAUCCUGGUGCCAGAGUCCUCAGCGGCCUCCUCCACCCUCCACCGCUCAUGCCUCCAUGGCCUCUGCUCCUCUGAACUCUGCAGCAGUGGCAGACCAUGACUGACGACAGCCUUCAGUCAGGCUGCCCUUCAAACAGACUCCUAGGACAGAGCAGCCAACCCUGGUUCAUCCCAUCUGACGUUUGGUGCGUGUGCGUGUGGCGUGUACGCAUGCAUGUGUGUGUGAGUGUGUGUGUGUGUACUGGUGUGUGUGAAGGGGCGAGAACCUGACAGGUGGUGCUGCCUCCGCCUGCUCUCUGCGCCUCCUUUAUUUAAUUCAUGUUAUUUAUUCAUGGAGCUUGGUUAGUGAGGAGAGACCCCCUCGCCUGAGCUGCCUGGGCCUGCCAUGGUCACUGCAUAGCCUCCUUUUCUGCUGGCUGGGGGGAGACCUCAGUCAGGCCCCAAGCUCUGCCUCCUGUCAGCCACCCCAAGAAGGGAAGAUGGCUAGUGCCCGAGAAGACAAUGCUUCCCUUAUCCGUCUAAGUCCACCGUCUCCAUCUUGUCUGAGGGUGAGCAGCCCCUAAGGCUUCCUGGGGCUGGGAAACUGCUGGCAUCCACUGAGGGCAAGAGGUAUCCUAACAGUGUUAGGUCUGCACUCCUGAGGGCCUGCGCCCUGCUCUCCUCUCUCCGGGCCCCAGACUCUUCCAGCCUCCAGCGCUCUUUCCCAAGGACUUUCAGUAGCCUCGCUGCAACUCAUCCGGGGCUCUCCAGCCUUGGCAAGGACUAGUGGCUUCCCCAGCUCCACUUCAUUGCCAGCCCUCUCCACCCUUGGAUUGGGAACUGUGAGCCAAACAGUUGUUGCCACCAUGAGACCUGCAGGAAAUGGAACAGUGUGGAAACAAUAUGGACCGUCGUCAGGGGAAGUCCCUCCUUGGGUCCCCUGGUUUCCUUGUCCUCCAAGAAGUUCCGUUGGUGAACGAGAACAUCAGACCACCUCUCCUCAUGUGAGGUGUGGCUUCUUCCUGCUUUGAUCACUGUUCCCCGAAGCUGUCAGAUCUCAGUCCAUAGUGGAAAGAAUCAGUGUCAUUCUGACCCUUACUAAAUGCAGAUAGCAAAAUCCUUCGCUUUCCACCUCCAGCUAAUACAAGAAACAAACCCAGAAACAAUCUUUGCCAGAUUUACCUGUUAGCCCUAUUUCUUAGUCACAUUUGGGAGGACACUAUUUUGUUGGAAAAUCGAUCCAUUCUUUACCACUUGUGUGAAUCGAUCCUUCCUCCCCUUCCUUUGUGACAGCCCAAAAUGUCUCCAGGUACUGCAAGUAACAAGUAAAUUUCUAUUUUAAAAAGUUAA